AUGGUCAAAAUUGCUAUCGCAGGAGCUUCUAGCGAGCUCGCCAGAGAGAUUCUCGACAGGCUUGUCGCUACUGGAAAGCAUGAUAUUACUGCACUCGUCCGUAAGGACCCAUCGACAUUUCCUGAGCUCCCGGGAAUCUCUUGGAUUAAAACUGAUUACGACAACAAGUCGGAGCUUGUGAAUUUAUUCCGCGGCGUUGAAACCGUCCUCUCGUUCCUUGCAGUCCACUUGGAUCCGGGAAAUGAGACCCAGAAACGACUUAUUGACGCAGCCGUUGAGGCUGGCGUGAAGAGGUUCGCUCCAUCUGAGUGGGCAACAGGGGCCAAGUUGGCAGACUCUCUUGAUGUCAUGUCAUGGUACAGCGGCAAGAUCGAGAUCAGAGAAUAUCUCAAGAGCUUGAACUCUGAUAAAAAGGUUAUCGAGUAUACACUGUUCCAGCCUGGUGGCUUUAUGGAUUACCUUUGCCAUCCAUACAAGACUGCAAAGUACAUCACCACUACCGUCGUCAACGUCGACUUCGUCAAGAAACAUGCGAUUGUUGUCGAAGGUACACUCGACGACGAGAUCACCUAUACAAGUGUCAAUGACAUUGCCAACAUCGUCACACAGGCUAUUGACUUUGAAGGUGAAUGGCCAGUGGUUGGAGGUAUGAGCGGUGAUCGAAUUUCUAUUCGCCAGCUCCUGAAAAUUGGAGAAGAAGUACGAGGAGAACCUUUCACUAUUGAGUGGCUCAAGAUGGAGGAUCUCGCCGCUGGGGAACUGAAGACAGAUAACUAUCCAAGACUUCCACUGCCGUCAGUUCCUCAGGACCAGGUGGAAGCUUUCUCAAAGAUGGUGGUUAUCGGGACACUUACUGCGUUCCAUCGUGGAGCUUGGACUGUCUCGGAUGAAUGGAAUCAGGUUUUCCCUAAUUAUAAAUUUAUAAAGGUUGAUGAGCUGUUGAAGUCAGUGUGGGGGAGUGAAAAUUAA
Fusarium proliferatum ET1 is the source of this 969-nucleotide messenger RNA. Its product is annotated as related to 2`-hydroxyisoflavone reductase. The transcript has 6 exons. NCBI's taxonomy places the organism in Eukaryota, Fungi, Ascomycota, Sordariomycetes, Hypocreales, Nectriaceae. The coding region runs from base 1 to 969 and encodes 322 amino acids. The record is from RefSeq and is a predicted model, not a curated record.